AUGGAAGCCGAUUUGCAUAAUGUCAUCAAGAAAAUGACCAUUCUGAAGGACGUCCACAAGCAGUACAUAAUGUGUCAGCUAUUCCGAGCUAUUCGUUUUUUGCACAGCGGAAACGUGCUGCAUAGAGACCUGAAGCCAUCAAAUGUGCUGCUGGAUGCAGAUUGCCGUGUAAAAUUAGCCGAUUUCGGACUGGCACGAUCGCUUUCGUCGCUGGAGGACUAUCCGGAAGGUCAGAACAUGCCGGAAUUAACCGAGUAUGUGGCUACCCGGUGGUAUCGUAGCCCGGAAAUUCUGCUGGCCGCUAAGCGGUACACAAAAGGUGUCGACAUGUGGAGUCUUGGAUGUAUUCUGGCCGAGAUGUUGCUAGGUCGAGCAUUGUUUCCCGGGACGUCAACCAUAAACCAGAUAGAACGGAUUAUGAACGCGAUCAGUCGACCGAGUCGUGCCGAUAUCGAAAGUAUCGGUGAGUUGUUAUUACUGAAGUUGGUCUCGCCGUUCUUUCGAUCCAUCAUCCUUUCUGUAGAGCUGAUUGGUAAUGGAAGAAUCGGUAAAGAGAGCGUAUGA
Molecule: messenger RNA, 564 nt
Organism: Ostertagia ostertagi
Lineage: Eukaryota; Metazoa; Nematoda; Chromadorea; Rhabditida; Trichostrongylidae
Source: the annotation of a GenBank genome assembly